AUGAUGCCGGGCGACGCGCGGACGAGCGAGCAGGCGGCGGCGCCGGCGGGUCACGUCAAUCGCGAGCCCAUGUCCCUGCAGCUCCAGGUGGAGGAGCUCCGGGGCCUGCUAUCGACGCACCAAGAGGUCAACGCGCACCUGAACAAGGAGGUGGAGCGCCUCACGGUCGCGCUGGAAGAGAGGGACGAGGAGAUCUUCGCGUACGCGCGGCACGUCCGCGACCUCGCUGAGCGCCUGGUCGACGCCCGCAGCGGCGCGCCUGCGCGACCGCGCGAGGACACUCUGCAGGAGCUGCUGCAGCCGCCGCCAAAGGACAGCCGUCGGGGGCCGGACCCGGCGGCCGACGCGGCGCGCGACGAGGUCCUGGUCAUCUGCCGCAGCUCGCUCGAGGCCGCGGGCCUGCUCCUGGACCAGGCUGACGUCACGUUGGGGGACGUGAUUGGCAGGGGCGCCUUUGGCGUCACGUACCGCGGGCGCUGGCGGGGUGCCGCGGUGGCCGUGAAGUGCGUCGAGGUGCCGGGGCGGUCCGAGGCGAUGAACUUGGCGCGCGAGCUGUCCGCUCUCAUGCACGGGCGGCACCCGUGCAUCCUGCCCAUGUACGGCGCCGUGGUCAGCCCCCCCGCGUCGUUCUGGAUGGUGACGGAGCUCAUGGAGGGCGGCACGGUGCGUGAGUGGCUCUACGGGAAGGGCGGCGGCGCGCCCGGGUCCGCCGCUCCGCCAAAACGCGCCCUGGGUGACCGUGUUGCGGUUGCUUGCGACAUCGCCUCUGGCAUCGCGCACCUGCACUCGCUGGACCCGCCCAUGAUGCACCGCGAUGUCAAGCCGAGCAACGCGUUCGUCGAUGCCCGCGGGCGCGCGUGUCUCGCGGACAUGGGGCUGGCGCGCAGAGUCGCACGCGACGGCGAACCGCUCACAGGCGAGACUGGCACAUAUGUGUACAUGGCGCCCGAGGUGUGGCGGCACGAGCCCUACUCGCAAGCGGUGGACGUGUUCUCGUUCGGGGUCCUCCUCGCGGAGCUGGCCACGCAGACACCGCCGUACAGCGGGAUGUACCUGUCGCCCGUGCAGAUUGCCACAUCGGUGGCAGACGGCGGCGCGCGCCCGCAGCCCCCGGACGCGCUGCCGCGUGCCUCGGCGCUGUGCAAGGCCUGCUGGGCGAGCGACCCCGCGGCGCGGCCGUCGAUGGACGAGGUGGCGAGGGAGAUGCCGGAGGUGCUGCGGGAGGCGCGCAAGGUGGAGGCGGAGGAGGCUGCACGGGCGCGCGGGACGCUGGUGGGGCGAGUGGCGAACCUGGCGUCGUCGGCGUGGGCGGGGGCGCUGGGACGCUGA
Messenger RNA from Pedinophyceae sp. YPF-701, 1329 nucleotides. The record is from the annotation of a GenBank genome assembly. Lineage: Eukaryota; Viridiplantae; Chlorophyta; Pedinophyceae.